This is a messenger RNA of Prunus persica (peach), 413 nucleotides long. RefSeq names its product stress-induced protein KIN2. The record is from RefSeq and is a predicted model, not a curated record. The transcript has 3 exons. NCBI's taxonomy places the organism in Eukaryota, Viridiplantae, Streptophyta, Magnoliopsida, Rosales, Rosaceae. Bases 65 to 268 code for a protein of 67 amino acids.
UUUUCAGCCUCAAAGUGAAAUUGUGUGUUUGUGCAUAGAAAAAAAAGAAAAUUUACUUAUCAAUAUGAAUCAAUCCCAGAAUAUCAGCCACCAAGCCGGCCAGGCCAAGGGCCAGGCUGAGGAGAAGGCUAGUGGCAUGAUGGACCAGAUGAGCAAUGCUGCCCAAUCUGCCAAGGAAUCAUGCCAAGGGGCUGGUCAGCAGAUGAAGGACAAGGCACAGGGAGCAGCUGAUUCUGUCAAGGAUGCAGUUGGAGCCAACAAAAAUUAAGCUGAUCUCAUCUAAAACUAGUUUUGGUGUUCCUGUUUUCUGUUUUUGUUUGGUUGAUCUUUCUUGACUUGUCAUUUGGAGCAAGAACAAAGUCUGAUCAUGUAAUCACUUCAGAGAACAUUAAGCUAAUAAUUUCGUUGAUUUU